AUGGAUGCUGCGGGAAGGGGCUGCCAUUUGCCGCCCCUGCCAGCGGCGCGCGGAGCGGCUCGCUCUCCCGCAGUGGCGGCCGGCCCCCGCGACGCCGCCGCCUGGGCUCGGUCCGCGGCCGCCGCAGCGGUCGCCAUGAACCCCGGCUCCGCGGCGGGAGAGGACGAGGGCGCGCCGGGCGGCGGCGGCGGCGGCGGCGGGAGCUGCUGCCUGGGCGCCGAGGGCGGCGCGGAGCCGCGGGGCGCGGGGGCAGCGGCGGCGCUGGGGGCCGCCGCCCUGGAGGAGCCCGCGGCCGGCGGCCCGAAGGAGAAGGACGAGGCGCUGGAGGAGAAGCUGCGGAACUUAACUUUCCGGAAGCAGGUGUCUUACAGGAAAGCAAUCUCCCGGGCAGGCCUGCAACACCUGGCUCCUGCACAUCCCCUCAGCCUUCCUGUGGCAAAUGGUCCAGCAAAGGAGCCCAGAGCGACUCUGGACUGGAGUGAGAAUGCCGUGAACGGAGAGCACCUGUGGCUGGAGACCAACGUCUCAGGAGACUUAUGCUACCUGGGAGAAGAGAACUGCCAAGUCAGAUUUGCAAAAUCGGCCCUGAGGAGGAAGUGUGCGGUCUGUAAAAUCGUCGUCCACGCUGCCUGCAUUGAACAGCUAGAGAAGAUUAAUUUCAGAUGUAAGCCAACAUUUCGAGAAGGGGGCUCAAGAUCACCAAGAGAAAACUUUGUGCGUCAUCACUGGGUGCACAGGCGUCGGCAGGAGGGAAAAUGUAAGCAGUGUGGUAAGGGCUUCCAGCAAAAAUUCUCCUUCCACAGUAAAGAGAUUGUGGCUAUCAGCUGUUCCUGGUGCAAGCAGGCGUUUCACAAUAAGGUGACCUGCUUCAUGCUGCAUCACAUUGAGGAACCCUGCUCCCUGGGGGCUCAUGCUGCUGUUAUCGUCCCGCCCACCUGGAUCAUUAAGGUCAAGAAGCCUCAGAACUCAUUGAAGGCUUCAAAUCGGAAGAAGAAGAGAACAAGCUUUAAAAGAAAAGCCAGUAAAAGAGGAACUGAACAGGAAAACAAAGGUCGUCCUUUUGUGAUAAAACCUAUCUCUUCUCCUCUCAUGAAACCCUUGCUUGUGUUUGUGAACCCCAAGAGUGGAGGCAACCAGGGAACCAAAGUCCUGCAGAUGUUCAUGUGGUACCUGAAUCCUCGGCAGGUCUUUGAUCUUUCUCAGGAAGGGCCAAAAGAUGCGCUUGAGUUAUAUAGGAAAGUACCAAAUCUGCGAAUUCUGGCCUGUGGAGGGGAUGGAACGGUGGGCUGGAUCCUUUCUAUUCUGGAUGAACUACAGCUGAGCCCUCAGCCUCCCGUUGGGGUCCUUCCUCUGGGGACUGGGAAUGACCUGGCUCGAACUCUCAACUGGGGAGGGGGCUACACUGAUGAACCUGUCUCUAAGAUCCUUUGCCAAGUAGAAGAUGGGACAAUCGUACAGCUAGAUCGUUGGAACCUCCAUGUGGAAAGAAACCCAGACUUGCCUCCAGAAGAACUUGAAGAUGGCGUAUGUAAGCUCCCUCUGAAUGUUUUCAAUAAUUACUUCAGCCUUGGAUUUGAUGCCCACGUCACACUGGAGUUCCAUGAAUCCAGAGAAGCAAAUCCAGAGAAAUUCAACAGUCGUUUUCGAAAUAAAAUGUUCUAUGCAGGGGCAGCUUUUUCUGAUUUCCUACAGAGAAGUUCUAGAGAUCUAUCCAAACAUGUUAAAGUUGUUUGUGAUGGAACAGAUCUCACUCCAAAGAUUCAGGAACUGAAGUUCCAGUGUAUAGUAUUUUUAAAUAUACCCAGAUAUUGUGCUGGCACAAUGCCCUGGGGGAACCCAGGAGAUCACCAUGAUUUUGAACCUCAGCGUCAUGAUGAUGGUUAUAUUGAAGUCAUUGGGUUCACUAUGGCCUCUUUGGCUGCCCUGCAAGUUGGGGGCCAUGGGGAAAGGCUACACCAGUGUCGGGAGGUCAUGCUGCUCACUUACAAAUCCAUCCCCAUGCAAGUGGAUGGGGAGCCCUGUAGGUUGGCCCCAGCUAUGAUUCGAAUCUCCUUGAGGAAUCAAGCCAACAUGGUACAGAAGAGCAAGAGGAGAACAUCCAUGCCUUUACUCAAUGAUCCCCAAUCUGUCCCAGACCGCCUGAGGAUCCGGGUGAACAAAAUCAGUUUACAAGACUAUGAAGGAUUCCACUAUGACAAAGAGAAACUUCGGGAAGCUUCUAUCCCUCUGGGUAUUCUAGUUGUGCGUGGAGACUGUGAUUUGGAGACUUGCCGUAUGUACAUAGAUCGCCUACAGGAGGACCUGCAGUCAGUUUCUUCUGGCUCCCAGAGAGUUCAUUACCAGGACCAUGAAACCUCCUUCCCCAGGGCGCUCUCGGCUCAGAGACUCUCCCCACGGUGGUGCUUUCUAGAUGCAACUUCUGCUGAUCGCUUUUACCGAAUAGACAGAUCUCAGGAACAUUUGCACUUUGUGAUGGAGAUUUCCCAAGAUGAGAUUUUUAUUCUGGACCCAGAUAUGGUGUUGUCACAGCAGGCAGGGACACCUCCAGGAAUGCCUGACCUGGUGGUGGAGCAAGCCUCAGGGCUGUCAGAAUGGUGGAAUCCUGCCCUACGGAAGCGCAUCCUGAGCGACAGUGGUCUGGGAACGAUUACUCCGCAUUAUGAGGACUCCGAUUUGAGGGAUCUCAGCCACUCACGUGUGCUACAGUCACCAGUCUCUUCAGAAGAUCACGCAAUUUUGCAGGCAGUAAUAGCUGGUGAUCUUAUGAAGCUAAUGGAAAGCUAUAAAAAUGGAGGCAGUCUGCUGAUCCAGGGGCCGGACCACUGCUCCCUCCUUCACCACGCAGCUAAAACUGGCCACGGGGAGAUCGUAAAAUAUAUUCUGGACCACGGACCUUCUGAGUUAUUGGAUAUGGCAGACAGUGAAACGGGUGAGACCGCACUGCACAAGGCUGCCUGCCAGCGGAACCGGGCUGUGUGCCAGCUUCUGGUGGAUGCGGGAGCAUCUCUGAGAAAGACGGACUCCAAGGGUAAGACCCCUCAAGACAGAGCACAGCAAGCUGGAGACCCAGAUUUGGCUGCUUACCUAGAAAGCUGCCAGAACUAUAAGAUCAUUGGCCAUGAGGACCUGGAAACUGCUGUUUGACCCUGGUAGAUCACAAAGAGAACCUGCGCAAGUGUAUCACCUGUGCCCUCCCGGCGAUUGGGCAGCUCCCCUGGAAGAAGCUGAUGGAAUCCAUAAAUCUGUCUCUCUCUGCAAGAAUCUGAUACCAUGCCACCAGUUGUUAAGGGCUACCAAGAUGUACAACAGAACAUGGUAGCCUACUGAGGAAGGGGCAGGAUACCUGGAGAUUUGUGGAAUACCCAAUUCCACAAAAUUUGAUCCUCAUUGCUUCCAGCAAGUAGCAUGAACUUCUGUGUUCACCUGUAUAAUUUAUUUUCAAGAUUCAAAGGAUGUUCGUAUAAAUGGCACCGCUCCCUCCUCCCCCAAUGCAUUUCCUGAGUCCUCUGUACCACACAAUUCUACUGUAACUACCCAUCAUUCAAAAAAUAUGAUCUGCUUUCUUUAUGUUCAGUCUUUGAAGAUCACAAGACUGUCAGAAAGUCUAUGAAAACCCUCUGGAUGUCCUGCAGAAACACAACUGUAAAGCUGCUUCCAUUUCCAAGACAAAAUAUACCAAGAUGAUUAGUGACCUUUUGCAUGUUUCCCCUCCCUCUCCAAUCCCUUGUCAUUAUGUAGGAGCUGGGACGUGCCACAUGGAUGAUGUCAAUUUGUGCGCUAUAUAUCUGAGGUUUGGUAAGGUGGCAUGGGAGGGCAUUCAGGGGCCGGCCCUGGCCGCGGGGCUGUUGCUGAUAGCCAUGAAAGACUGGUUCAGCUUGGGCUGUUUGCACAGCCCCAUACUGCCUACGUGUAGCCAUCUUUGCCUUUUGCUGCAAUAGAGACGAGCAAAGGGUUCAACAAAGGCCCACGGCCAGUUUGCAGAACCACUGGAUUUUAAGUGCAGUUGAAGUUGCUGAGCAGAAAACCAUGUGUGGGGACUGCGAUUACAGGAAAUGGAGCACUGUGACAGCCUCUACUUCUAGACUUUCUUGAGUGAUAAUAGAAAGCAGGCUAAUUGACUUGAAAUAAAACAGCCAAUGCAAAAGUAGCAGCAUCUGUCAAAAUAACUCACUUACGCAAGAAAACAGUCACU
Messenger RNA from Nyctereutes procyonoides (raccoon dog), 4192 nucleotides. It is a transcript of the gene DGKI, whose product is annotated as diacylglycerol kinase iota. Gene Ontology annotation, biological process: lipid phosphorylation; diacylglycerol metabolic process; regulation of synaptic transmission, glutamatergic. The record is from RefSeq and is a predicted model, not a curated record. Gene Ontology annotation, molecular function: ATP-dependent diacylglycerol kinase activity; protein binding. Gene Ontology annotation, cellular component: nucleus. NCBI's taxonomy places the organism in Eukaryota, Metazoa, Chordata, Mammalia, Carnivora, Canidae.